GCCGACGAGAUGGCGGCGCCCUCGGGGAAGCGGCGACCCGGCGCGGCCAUGCUUCCUGCGAGCCCGCGGCCCCGGCCGCUGUACGGCGCCGGCGGCCAAGAUGGCGGCGCCUGGAGCCGGUCGCGGCGGCCGCGGGCCGGGCCGUCGCGGAGCUGACGCGCGCGCCUGCGCACUAGGAGUACGGUGCCCGGGAGGCGCGCCAGAAGCGGAAGUAGUUGUGGGCACCUUUGCAACCGCCGCGGGCGCCGAGGAGUUGUCCGCAGGUUGGCGGGGGGCCGGCAGGGUCGCGAAGGGGUGCGCCGGGCGUGGAGAGAUGGACGGGGAUGGCUCAGACCCAGAGCCUCCAGAUGCGGGGGAGGACAGCAAGUCGGAGAAUGGGGAGAACGCACCCAUCUACUGCAUCUGCCGCAAACCAGACAUCAAUUGCUUCAUGAUCGGAUGUGACAACUGCAAUGAGUGGUUCCAUGGGGACUGCAUCCGGAUCACAGAGAAGAUGGCCAAAGCCAUCCGGGAGUGGUACUGCCUGGAGUGCCGAGAGAAAGACCCCAAGCUGGAGAUCCGCUAUCGGCACAAGAAGUCACGGGAACGGGACAGCAAUGAGCGAGACGGCAGUGAGCCCCGGGAUGAGGGUGGAGGGCGCAAGAGGCCUGCCCCGGAUCCAGACCUGCAGCGUCGGGCGGGGUCAGGCACAGGGGUUGGGGCCAUGCUUGCUCGGGGCUCUGCUUCGCCCCACAAAUCCUCUCCACAGCCCUUGAUGGCCACACCCAGCCAGCAUCACCAGCAGCAGCAGCAGCAGCAGCAGAUCAAACGGUCAGCCCGAAUGUGUGGCGAGUGUGAGGCCUGCCGGCGCACUGAGGACUGUGGCCACUGUGACUUCUGCCGGGACAUGAAGAAGUUUGGGGGCCCCAACAAGAUCCGGCAGAAAUGCCGGCUGCGUCAGUGCCAGCUGCGGGCCCGGGAAUCGUACAAGUACUUCCCUUCCUCGCUCUCGCCAGUGACAUCGUCAGAGUCCCUGCCAAGGCCUCGCCGGCCCCUGCCCACCCAGCAGCAGCCACAGCCAUCACAGAAGCUGGGACGCAUCCGUGAGGACGAGGGGGCAGUGGUGUCAUCAGUAGUCAAGGAGCCACCUGAGGCUACAGCCACACCUGAGCCACUCUCAGAUGAGGACCUACCACUGGACCCUGACCUGUACCAGGAUUUAUGUGCAGGGGCCUUUGAUGACCACGGCCUGCCCUGGAUGAGCGACACAGAGGAGUCCCCGUUCUUGGACCCUGCGCUGCGGAAGAGGGCAGUGAAAGUGAAGCAUGUAAAGCGUCGGGAGAAGAAGUCUGAGAAGAAGAAGGAGGAGAGAUACAAGCGGCAUCGGCAGAAGCAGAAGCACAGAGACAAAUGGAAACACCCGGAGCGAGCCGACGUCAAGGACCCUGCAUCGCUGCCGCAGUGCCUGGGGCCGGGCUGCGUGCGCGCUGCACAGUCCACCUCCAAGUAUUGCUCAGAUGACUGUGGCAUGAAGCUGGCAGCCAAUCGCAUCUACGAGAUCCUCCCCCAACGCAUCCAGCAGUGGCAGCAGAGCCCCUGCAUUGCUGAAGAGCAUGGCAAGAAGCUCCUUGAACGCAUUCGCCGUGAGCAGCAGAGUGCCCGCACCCGCCUUCAGGAAAUGGAGCGCCGAUUCCAUGAGCUUGAGGCCAUCAUUGCGCGUGCCAAGCAGCAGGCUGUGCGAGAGGAUGAGGAGAGCAAUGAGGGUGACAGUGACGACACAGACCUGCAGAUCUUCUGCGUCUCCUGCGGGCACCCCAUCAACCCACGUGUUGCCUUGCGCCACAUGGAGCGCUGCUAUGCCAAGUAUGAGAGCCAGACGUCCUUUGGGUCCAUGUACCCCACACGCAUUGAAGGGGCCACACGACUCUUCUGUGAUGUUUACAAUCCUCAGAGCAAGACAUAUUGUAAGCGGCUCCAGGUCUUGUGCCCAGAGCACUCACGGGACCCCAAAGUGCCAGCUGACGAGGUAUGUGGGUGCCCCCUUGUACGUGAUGUCUUUGAGCUCACAGGUGAAUUCUGCCGCCUGCCCAAGCGACAGUGCAACCGCCAUUACUGCUGGGAGAAGUUGCGGCGUGCUGAAGUGGACCUGGAGCGUGUGCGCGUGUGGUACAAGCUGGACGAGCUGUUCGAGCAGGAGCGCAAUGUACGCACAGCCAUGACAAACCGGGCAGGAUUACUGGCCCUGAUGCUGCAUCAAACCAUCCAGCACGACCCACUCACUACCGACCUUCGCUCCAGUGCUGACCGUUGAGCCUCUCCGGCUCAGAUGUCCUCACAGCCUUCACCCCAGGCUGGGAGCUGCCUGGAAUCCCCCAUGUGUCUUUCUUCAGUGGUCUCUGUUUCUCCUCGUGCCCAUCCAUCAUUUGACCGCCCAGUUGCCCUUACCAGACUCAGACUUCUUCCUUUCUGUACCCUUCUGUUUCUUCAUUCUUUAUGCCUGGGUGGAACAGUGCAGUCUGCUCACCCUUGCUUCCUUUCUUCCUGGUUUUGUUAAUAAAAUUUUGAACCAAAUUUUGGUCACCAAACUUUA
Eptesicus fuscus (big brown bat) is the source of this 2569-nucleotide messenger RNA. It is a transcript of the gene CXXC1, whose product is annotated as CXXC finger protein 1. Gene Ontology annotation, molecular function: zinc ion binding; DNA binding. The record is from RefSeq and is a predicted model, not a curated record. Gene Ontology annotation, biological process: positive regulation of DNA-templated transcription. Gene Ontology annotation, cellular component: Set1C/COMPASS complex. Lineage: Eukaryota; Metazoa; Chordata; Mammalia; Chiroptera; Vespertilionidae.